AUGGGCCUGGACUGCCACGAGGUUGAUGGUACUGGAAGGAGUUGGCAGCUGGGGAUCUCCCUCCGCCGGAGAGCCUCAGAGCUGGCCUUUGGGAACGGCCUAGGCUGCAGGUACACCUUGACCCCUCCUGGAGAUAGCCCAUGUCCUCGGGUUGGCCACAGCUGCUCAUAUUUACCCCCAGUUGGUGAUGCCAAGAAUGGGAAGGUCUUCAUUGUUGGAGGAGCAGAUCCAAGCAGGAGCUUCUCAGAUGUGCACACUUUGGAUCUGGGUAUACACCAGUGGGAUUUAGCUACUGAGGAAGGCCUUUUGCCCCGGUAUGAGCAUGCCAGCUUCAUUCCCUCAUGCACCCCUAACAGCAUCUGGGUGUUUGGAGGUGCUGACCAGUCAGGAAAUCGGAACUGUUUACAAGUGCUGAAUCCUGAAACCAGGACAUGGACCACACCACAGGUGACCAGCCCCCCACCAUCUCCAAGAACUUUCCACUCAUCAUCGGCAGCCAUUGGGAACCAGCUAUAUGUCUUUGGAGGUGGGGAGAGAGGUGCUCAGCCUGUGCCAGAUGUGAAGCUGCACGUGUUUGACGCAGACACACUGACCUGGUCCCAGCCAGAGACACUUGGAACACCUCCAUCUCCUCGACAUGGUCAUGUAAUGGUGGCAGCAGGGACAAAGCUCUUCAUCCAUGGAGGCUUAGCAGGAGACAAAUUCUAUGAUGAUCUCCACUGCAUUGAUACAGGUGAUAUGAAAUGGCAGCAGCUGAGUCCCACUGGGGCUGCUCCCACAGGCUGUGCUGCUCACUCAGCUGUGGCUGUGGGGAAACAUGUGUAUAUCUUUGGAGGAAUGGCUUCCACAGGAGCACUGGACACAAUGUACCAAUAUCACACAGAAAAGCAACAUUGGACCUUGCUUACAUUUGAUACAUUUUUACCCUCUGGAAGAUUGGACCAUUCUAUGUGUAUCAUUCCAUGGCCAGUGACAUCUACUGAGAAAGAGUCAAAUCCUGUUUCUCUAAAUUGUGAAGCUGAGGAAGAGGAUUUCACUGAUAAAGGAGAGAUAGACAGUGGUGACAACUCACAAGAAAGUCAGACUGACAUACUACUCUGUUUCGUGUUUGGAGGCAUGAAUACAGAAGGAGAAAUCUAUGAUGACUGUAUUGUUACUGUAGUUGACUAA
Messenger RNA from Elephantulus edwardii (Cape elephant shrew), 1170 nucleotides. It is a transcript of the gene RABEPK, whose product is annotated as Rab9 effector protein with kelch motifs. Gene Ontology annotation, molecular function: protein binding. The coding region runs from base 1 to 1170 and encodes 389 amino acids. Lineage: Eukaryota; Metazoa; Chordata; Mammalia; Macroscelidea; Macroscelididae. The record is from RefSeq and is a predicted model, not a curated record. The transcript is spliced from 8 exons.